AUGUCGUCUGUUUGGAACCCAGACAAUAUCCGCGAUGUCGCCGAAUCGCUUGGCCUCAUAAAUCUAAGUACAGACGUAACGGAGAACCUUUCACGCGAUGUGGAAUAUCGAGUCGCGCAAGUACUGGAAGAAGCUCUCAAGUGCAUGCGCCAUGGAAAGCGCACUGUUUUGACCACACAAGAUAUCUCCCAGGCUCUCCGAAACCUGGACCUAGAGCCCCUCUAUGGAUACGAGUCCCUCCGACCAUUGCGCUUUGGAGAAGCAUCACUUGGCCCCGGUCAACCGUUGUUCUACCUUGACGAUGAGGAGGUGGAUUUUGAGAAAUUAAUCAAUGCCCCGUUGCCAAAGGUUCCUCGCGAAGUAUCCCUCACAGCCCAUUGGCUCGCUGUUGAAGGCGUCCAACCGUCGAUCCCUCAAAAUCCUACCGCCGCAGACUCUCGAAACCUCGAAUUAGUCUCGAAGGGCCCCAAUGCCAACUCCACAUUAGCAGCAAUGAGCGGUACAGGCGAUGUGGAAGUGAAGCCUCUGGUCAAGCACGUGCUAUCCAAGGAGUUGACAUUGUAUUUCGAGAAGGUCUGCAGUGCGUUCUUGGAUGAGACGAGUGAGGAUUACCGAACCUCGGGUUAUUCCAGUUUACACGAUGACCCAGGUCUCCACCAAUUGGUACCUUAUUUCGUCCAAUUCAUUUCCGAAAAGGUCACGCACUGCCUCAACGAUAUUUUUGUCUUGACUCAGGUGAUGCGCAUGGCCGAGGCGCUCGUCCAGAACCAGUCCCUCUACGUUGACCCAUACAUUGCUUCUUUAGUCCCCGCUAUUCUGACUUGUUUAAUUGGUCGCCAACUUGGUGGAGCAGCUGAUGUGACUGACCAAUUCGCUCUUCGCGACCUGGCUGCUACACUUCUUGGUUUCAUCUCGAACAAAUACUCCCACUCGUCUCAUAUGCUCAAGCCCCGUCUUGUGCGUUCAUGUCUGAAGAACUGGCUAGAUCCCACCAAACCUUUCAACACCCAUUAUGGUGCAGUGAUUGGCAUGCAGGCCGUGGGUGGUGCCGAUGCCGUUCGUGUGCUUAUGAUCCGCAACCUUCGCUUGUACUCCGAUCUACUUAGCGAAGGUCUCGAAGACUCUGCUCGUAGACCUGCAGCCGAGCGAGUUCUUACUGCUUUGCUUGCUGUCCUGGCUUCUCUCCGUGACAGUCAAACAUCGCUUACCAAUGGAGAUCCUGCAUUCAUGAGUGAUGAUCUCCGUUCCCAAUUGAAUGAGAAGAUCGGUAGCCUGAUCACUACCAAGCUUGCUGAGGCUACUGAAAUUCGAUUGGCCCACCUAAUCUUGGAAGCAUGA
Penicillium angulare is the source of this 1338-nucleotide messenger RNA. Its product is annotated as TATA-binding protein-associated factor TAF6. Gene Ontology annotation, molecular function: protein heterodimerization activity; RNA polymerase II general transcription initiation factor activity; transcription coactivator activity. The coding region runs from base 1 to 1338 and encodes 445 amino acids. NCBI's taxonomy places the organism in Eukaryota, Fungi, Ascomycota, Eurotiomycetes, Eurotiales, Aspergillaceae. Gene Ontology annotation, cellular component: SAGA complex; SLIK (SAGA-like) complex; transcription factor TFIID complex. The transcript is spliced from 3 exons. Gene Ontology annotation, biological process: RNA polymerase II preinitiation complex assembly; transcription initiation at RNA polymerase II promoter. The record is from RefSeq and is a predicted model, not a curated record.